AUGGGCCAUGAUAUUGAAAUUGAAAUAGAGGAACCACAAGACGGAAGGUAUUUUACAAACUUUGAUGUUGUCAAGGGUCGCGUCAAGGUUUCUACCACAACCUCUUUGACUUUAUCAUAUAUUCAGGUAAAGCUCGAAGGUGUUUCUGCAACUGAGGUGCACAUUCCAGAAGAUAAAGAGAAGAAGAUUAAAGAGAAAACACUUCGCGAUGUGCACAAAGUUCUCUAUGAAACUGCGAUUGUGUUUCCUCCUACAAAGGUUCGUGAGGUGUCUGCGACUCCCGAGUUCACAUUGAAUGAAGGUAUUUACACUUAUCCAUUUGAGUUCCAAAUACCCCGAGAUUCAUCCUGUUACAGACUGCUUGGAACUACAAGCAAGUCCAUUUUCAACAAGGUGGCGAUGUCAAUUGAAAACAAUGGCAAUGGAGGCAGAACAGCUUCGAGUAAUAGUUUGCAAUCACUCACCAAACCGAAUGCGUACUCCCAGAAUUUACAGCGUCAGAGACAAUCUUUAGAGGAAUGUGCCUAUCAUAUUAAGGGCCCUCUUCCACCAUCUUUCAGUCAUGGAGUUGCAGCUGAUAUUCACUAUUACGUCAAAGUGACGUGCAAGCGCCCAUCCUUGAUUAAAGCGAACUUAAGGGCUACUAGUACUUUCCAAUUUCUCCCUUUUGACUUCGAGCGUACUCCACGCCUCAUCAGAAAUUCGUCAGCUCCCAGUGUUCCUAGCAACAUGCACUUUAGAAGAGCAAUCGACUUCGCGAGCUCUCCUCCACCACCGCCACCUAAAGUGUAUGAAAAUAAUAAAAAGGGCAAGAAAGAGGAAAAGCAUGACAAGAAAGAAGAGAAGAAAUUAGAAAAACAACAGCAGAAGGAGGAGAAAAUAAGACAAAAGGAAGAGAAAAAGGAGGCUAAGCGGAUAGCGAAGGCGAAGAAAAAAGGCUGGUUUAAUCCACCACCUCCCCCACCUGCCCCGGUUAUCAAGCAGGUGCCACCUUUUGCUGCGGAAGUCAGAGUUUCGAAGGACAAAGGAUUUGUUCGUGGAAUGAUGCCAUCCAUGCAUAUUCUUUUUGCAAUGGAUGCUAAUCCAGAAAUCUAUGCCGCCCCUAGAAAUGAGAAGAAUCGCCUACCAGAUGACACGGGUGUAAUAUAUCUUCAAAACCUUGCUCUUGAAUUAGAAAGCGUGACAAUAGUGUCUGCAUUACAGACGAUUGGAUACAAGAAUGAAAUCAAAGAGUCAGUCUUUAAGGAGAAGAUACCGCUUUGCUCAAAUACGUACGAAGACUUGAGGUUCGAUCUCAUGAGAGCUGUACCAACGGUGUAUAAUGGCAACCUGCGUACUUCUGAAUCAUCUAUUCUGUAUGAGUUGGAAAUCUCGCCUUCCUACUAUGACAAUUGUCGUAUCCCAUUGAACCUACCCCCAUCGUUUCAAACUUGCAAUGUGACCCGGUUCUACAACUUGGCAGUGCGCUUAACAGUGUCUCGUGAACCUAUGCAAGCUAGUUCCUCUAGAGUUCAAGCAUUAACUUCGGUGGAAGUCGUGUGCCCUGAUGUACGCUUAUCAAGCGGAAUCGAUCCACCGCCACCUCUUUACCCUCCAAGGGAAAACCAGAGCGUGAAUUCUAGAGGGCAACAAAUGUCAAUUUCCACAGGAUCUAGCAGCUCAGUGACUAAUCCAUUUACGGAUGUUAAGUCUCCUGAAGGUCCAGGCUCUCCAGGGUUUGACUCGUCACAACCAGCCUCUCCAGUUGCAGUCUCUUCAGGACCAGUCUCACCGGGACCAAUCUCGUCAGAAGACGUCCCUCAAUUAAGAUCUGUGGAGGAAGAGCUGGCUCCACCCGCAUAUAAACUCGUUGAUGAUCCUCUGUCGAGAUAA
This is a messenger RNA of Clavispora lusitaniae ATCC 42720, 1872 nucleotides long. RefSeq lists its product as uncharacterized. Lineage: Eukaryota; Fungi; Ascomycota; Pichiomycetes; Serinales; Metschnikowiaceae. The record is from RefSeq and is a predicted model, not a curated record.